This is a messenger RNA of Monodelphis domestica (gray short-tailed opossum), 4972 nucleotides long. Lineage: Eukaryota; Metazoa; Chordata; Mammalia; Didelphimorphia; Didelphidae. The record is from RefSeq and is a predicted model, not a curated record.
UGCGUGCGCGUUCUUGUGCGACGGCUGUUUCGGCCGGGAAUCUCGUCACCCCCGGCUGCUGCCGCCGCCGCCGCCGCCGCCGCCCGCGCCUCCCCCUCCUCUUUGGGAGUGGACUCUCCUCGCUCUCCUGAGUCCUAGCGCGCCUCCUGCCCCCUCCUCCGACCACCCCUCGCCACUUGCUCUCCCGCCAUGCUCUCGGGAGGCUCCGCAUGCUGGUUAGCCUUGGUUCUUACCUCGGCGCUUCUGCUACACGGAGGCGUUGGAACGAGUUUGGAAGAUGGACUGGGUGAAUCUAAAAGAACAGAGGUUGCCAAAGAUUUAAGAUUUGACUGGACUGACUCUUUGUACAAGCAAAUAGAACGAUUCAGACGUGGAAGUGGCAAACCCAAGCAAAAUCCUCCGUCAGAUUUUGACUUGCACGAUGCCUUAGAUCUUCAGCCAACCCCUAAAUCCCCUCCAAAGAAAACAGAUUCUGAACUUCUUGGUUUCGACUUGAGCGAUGCCUUGGAUGAUGGAAAUGAUGGAUUCAAUGAUGGUGGAAGGAAGCCCAAUAAAAAUCCUGGUGGAGGCUUUUCAGAUAAGGAUCUGGAAGAUAUCAUAGGAGGUGGCUACCAACCUGAUAAGGGUAAAGGUGAUGGCAAGUAUGAAAGCAAUGAUGACUCUGGAUCUGGAGUGAUAGCAGAAACUGGGACCAUUGCUGGUAUAGCCAGUGCCCUUGCAAUGGCACUCAUUGGAGCAGUCUCCAGUUAUAUUUCCUAUCAACAAAAGAAAUUUUGCUUUAACAUACAGCGGGGUCUCAAUGCAGACUAUGCCAAAGGACAAAACCUGGAAGGUGUGAGCACUGAAGAACCUCGAGCAUUCAACAGUACAUAUUACUGACAUGGACUUCGGAGAAGAAGAGAUUUCUUCAGACAAGAUAAGAAGAUGGAAAAUCUGAAGUUUUGGUAGGUAUAUUGCAUGCAACAAUAACAUAACAGCAUAUAUAAAAAGUAGAGUUAAUUUUAGGAGAUUUUAUUAAGAUAGGGCUAUAGUUAGAUUAGGAUACUGAAUUACAUUGCAACACAUGUAUCACAUACCACAUAGUGUGUAUUAUAUUUAGGGUUAAAAUUAUAUUAGUGCAUAGGUAGAUGUGUAUAUGUAAAAUAUGUAUGUAGUUAAUAUAUGAUGCUAAUUAAGUGUUUACAUAGGAUACUUAUAAGGUUCUUUGUAAAAGUUCAGUUUCCUGUAAUAAGAAUAAGGUUAUAAGUUAGAAUUAGUUUGAGUUAAAUUUUCAUUUAUUUUUUAAUGUAUUUUGCAUAAGUAAGUUUGAUGGAUUGGUUUAAUUUUUUUUGUAAAAGCUUAUGCAAUGUGUUAAUUGGAUUUAAAAAAUACUUUUAAGUUUUCUAUUUAUGCAUUACAAUAGUAACAGAAUUUUUCUGUAUUCACUUAUAAGAAUAGUAUUUUUAUGAUUUUAAUGUUUUGCGUUUCUAUUUUGAUGGUUUUGCUUUGUAAUUUUGAACUUUGUAACCUUUCAGUGUAUAAUUUUUCUCUUUUCUUUUCCUUGAUCUAAUUCCCUAGAGUAAGGUAGUGUUAGAUAGGAUAAGAUAAGUGAGUAUAGACUGUUUAUUGUUUUGGGUAAGAAUUUUAGUUUAGGUGGAAUAUAAGUUUGUUAGUGCACAAAUGACAAAAUAUUGUCUUCAACACUAUUUUGAAUUUGUUCAAAGGGGGGAACUGUUAUGAGCAAAGUUAAAUAGAUUGUGAGUUUGCAGACUGAUAGCAAGGGGCAAAGUUCUGGAAUUCAAGGAGAGCAGCUGCUGUUGGAGAAAGACAGUUAAGUUAAGCCAAGGGUUGUGGCUUUUCCCCUCUGGGUAGACCAGAGGAGAAUUAGUUUUUCCCUGUAGAUUUGACUGCUUGUUCAUCACAUAUUACUGCUGCUUGGAUUAUCUUGUACCUGUUGGCCUUUGACACCUACUGAAUUCCUGUACUAUGACAACUAACAGCUAAUCAUCGCUGAGCCCUGUCAGAUUUGCACACAGACAUUUUACCUUUAGAUUAUUGUGGGUGGGUAGCAUUAGCUUAGUUAAGUUUAGUAAAUUUGGAGUAUAAAGUAGGGAACCAUUCAGAAGCAAUCUCUGUGGAGAGAUUUGUAGAUCUGGGGAGGUAUAGAUAUUUAUAACAGAGUAACGUAUAACCAAAUCCCUUCCAACCUAUCCUUAUUGUAUUAUCUGUAAUUUAUAACCUAGAGGUAGGGGUGUGUGUGGAGAGAUAGAACAUAUGUAGACACUUUCCUACUUUUCUUAGGAUUAUCAUAGUGUUAAUGAAACAAAGAGAAAUACUGCUCUAAUGUGGCCAGGUAAGGACUAUGCAUCCAUACUGAUGUGGGAGGUAAUGUUUGGUGCAAAAUAAUGUCAUGACUCGCAAGAAUGAGUUGUGUUGGUGUGAAUUUAUGCAAUGUAGGAAAAUGGUGCAGAAUUAGCAAUUAAAAUUUUUUAUUUUACUUAUUUUUCAGUUUCCAAUCAAAUAUACUUGAUUUUAUGCAUGUUGAAUUUGUGUAAAAUGAGAUUUUAAUGGAUUUUGAUCUGAGUUAUUUGUCUUGAUUUUGUAUAGAUUUUAAAGUUUUAAUUUCCAAUAAUUUACCGUAUCUUCUAUUUUAGUUUUCCAUGUUCUAAUUUGUAUAAUUUUAAAUUUUAUACAAUUAAGACUGUUUGCAUUACUCUUCACAGUCACAUCUAUUCCAGUCCUAAUUCUAUUUUGUAAUUUUUUAAAUGACUUAACAUUUGAGUAGUUCAUGCAUUUGACAUUUAUUGUUCUGUAAUGUAAAAGAUGCUGGUAGAAAUCUAUUUUUAGCUUGAAUGGUUUUCAUUUUUUGUAGCUAUUUUUGUGAAACAUGAAAACCAUUUCCUUAUAGUUUGUGCCUUUGUGUUUAGAGUGGCAAAGUUUCCUCACUAAAUUUGUAUCUCAUCAUUUACUCUAUUGUUUUCCAGUACCCAAUAAGUUUUAUCUUGGUGGCUUUGUAGACUAAUAAGAUUUGGUUAUAUCAAUCUUCCCUAUUUCACUUUCCUUGGAAGCUUGCCUGUUUUUCUUUUAGUAUCCUUAGAAUACCAUCAGAGGGGAACAAUUAAGCCAUCCUUUCCCCCAUCUGUUUUCUAUUCUAUUUUUACCUGAUAGUAUCCUUAGCAUCUGUUAGUUGAUGAUGGUCCACUAUGGUAGAGAUUUUAAAACAUCCCAAUUUGAAGGAAACCAUAGUUCAGGGGUAAUAAGAUGGGGCCCCAAUCUGGAACUAUGCUCAAAGGGAACUAAAAGACUGCCUGCCCUUUGAUCCAGCCAUAGCACUGCUGGCUUUGUACCCCCAAGAGAUAAUAAGGAAAAAGCCCUGUACAAAAAUAUUCAUAGCUGUGCUCUUUGUGGUGGCCAAAAAUUGGCAAAUGAGGAGAUGCCCUCCAAUUAGGGAAUGGCUGAACAAAUUGUGGUAUAUGUUGGUGAUGGAAUACUAUUGUGCUAAAAGGAAUAAUGAACUGGCGGGAUUCCAUGUGAACUGGAACAACCUCCAGGAAGUGAUGCAGAGUGAGAGGACCAAAACCUGGAGAACAUUGUACACAGACUGAUACACUGUGGUACAAUUGAAUGGCAAUGCAAUGAUCCAGGACAAUUCUGAAGGACUUAUGAGAAAGAACACCAUCCACAUUUAGAGGAAGAUCAUGGGAGUAGAAACAUAGAGGAAAAAGAACUGCUUGAUUAUAUGGGUUGAGGGGAUAUGGCUGGGGAUACAGACUCUAAAGGAACAACAACAUGGAAAUAGGUUCUGAUCAAGGACAUAUGUAAUACCCAGUGGAACUGUGCGUCAACUACGGGAAGGUAGAGAAGGAAUAAUGUUCUAAAUUGACUAAAUAAAAUUUCAAAAACAAAAAGAUAAGAUGGGGUCUGAAGUCAGAUAGACCAGGUUCAAAACCUUGGAAGCUAGAUACUGACUAUUAACAGCAAUUUAGCUGAAUAUUUCUACAUUCUCUAGCAGUAAAGUUCAGCUAGACCUAAUUAAGUUUGGCAAAUCCUGUACUGUUUCUCUUAUCCUUGCACACCUGUGAAAGAUGUAAUCUUGUGAAUGUUUGGAAUUCAUUUUUCUGUAAUGUGAAAAGUGAUGAUAGCAAUGUGUCUAGAGCUAAGUGCUUCCCCCUUUUUUGUGGAACAGAGGGCCCCUUUCUUUGCAGUUUGUGCAUUUGGCAGAUCAAGGCUGUGGUGGCUUAGUGCACUUCUUUCUUAUCUAAUGUCCUCAUUGACUAUUGUUUUUCUGUAUCAGCCAAGUUUCAUCACAGUAGUGUCUUAGGUAAUAUUUAAAAACAGUAGAGUAAAUGUAGAAUUGUGGAAUUACUUGAGAUUUGCUUGUAACAAGGUGUGUGCCUGCCUGUCCUACUUUGUUUGGAAGUUUGCCUUUCUUUUUCAUAAUGUCUCUAGAAUAGUCCCCUCAUGUUUUUUUCUAUCAUUCAUUUUCCUGAUGGCAUCCUUAAUACCUGAACAUCCUCAGUAGAGUAUUAGAGGGAACAAUUAAGGCAACUCUUACCUUAUCUAUUUUCUAUCAUCCGUUUCUUCAAUGGCGUCCUUAUAGUAGUAAGAAGCCAUAGCUCAGUGGUAACAAGACGGGGCUCCAAGUCAAUCAGAACUGAGUUUCAAUCUGCAGAAGGCAGCUGCCACAAUGGAACGCCAACCAUGUCUCAUAUUUAUUCUCCAUGUCCUAGUAAUAAAUUUCAAUUUGAUAUAAUUAAGAGCAUUGCUGUGAUAAUAUCCCAUUGAUGUUAUGCAGAAUUAUAUUUUUUCACUUUUCCUCCAUAUCUGUGAAUGACAAGAUCAUAUUAAAUUUGUUAGAUCUUGUAUGUGGAAUGUAUUAUAUAAUGUGACAGUAAUCUGUUUUUAGGUAUGAUGAUUUUCAUUUGUUCACAGCAAUAUCUGUGGAAUGGAGAGACCAUUUCCUUGUAGAUAAAUUGUGAUUUGAUUCUGUGAA